GGUCCCAGCGGUGCGUCGCUGAUGCUAAACUGUGAUGCUACUUGAAGGGCUGGCUGCUAAAUAGUUCUUUGUGUACUCGCUGACAGGCGGGACUUUGAACAGGAACGACUCUGGGCUAGAAGACUUGCCUGCUCUCCUGACAUGACGCAAAGGGCUUUAACCCGUCACGCUGACAGCUUUUAAAACUUUACCUACUCUUCUUGCGACGCCAAGUUUUUUUGUGGGACAUGAACUACAGAGGCUGUCUCUUCUUUUCGUAGAGAGAGCGUUGCUUUUAACAUGAAGGAAUAGAGUCAUCAGGAAAAUAUUGGGGGGAUCCAUUGGGUAUUCAUCUGGGGUUUUAUUUUAACUUUAAAUGUUUGUGUUUGAAAUGAUGGCAGGGAAAUCAGCCCGUCAGCCCGGAAAUUAUAUAAUUAGCAUCAUUUAAUAACUACUGUAAAACAUUUAUUAUUGUUAUUAUUAUGGAUAUUUUAUUGUUUAUUGUAUGAUUAAGAAUAUUUAGCAUUCAUUCUUCAUGUCAAGAAUUGUUUUAGUAGUCAACAAUUAAAUGCUGUGCAUCUGAUGUCAUAUCGUUCAUCUUUUGAAUCAACAGCGCCUCUGCUGGCUGCAGCCAAGUAGUGCACUGACUCAAUUUUGACUCAAUUAUCUAACAAGUCGCAAAUUGAAUCAACAAUUCAACACAAUUGACAGAAUUCAUACCCAUUUACAUGAUAACCUGGGAGUGGAAUCGAAGCACAGACAGCGUUCCAUAAUGGGGACCACGGCCGUGCAUAUGUUGCUGCUAAUGGGCUGUAUGGCAGCCAGAGGAAUGUGCCAGAUAAACAACGCUGGAGCGGAGGAGGACUAUCACGCUGGAUUUCUCCUCCACUCCACCCUGCAGCCUCCGGGCCUCCACAGCACCUUCGUACCCAGCACAGAUGCCUGGGGCCCGGCAGCGCAAGCCCUGGGAUCCGGCUCCGCAAACGGCACGAUCAUAAGGAAGCCCUUGGCACCGCCCAUGUGCCGCGCAACCACUUCGAUAAAGGGCUACUUUAAGUACAUCAAUACGGUCAUAUCUAUCGUGGUGUUUGUGGUGGGUCUGGUGGGCAACGCCACCCUGCUAAGGAUCAUAUACCAGCAAAAGUGCAUGAGGAACGGGCCCAACGCCCUCAUCGCCAGCCUGGCCCUGGGGGACCUCAUCUACAUCAUAAUUGACAUUCCCAUCAACGUGUACAAGCUACUGGCGUCACGCUGGCCAUUUGACGACAGUGCCGUGGGCUUGUGCCUCUGCAAGCUCUUUCCCUUCCUGCAGAAAGCCUCAGUGGGCAUCACAGUCCUCAACCUGUGUGCCCUCAGUGUUGACAGGUACCGAGCAGUAGCAUCAUGGAGUCGAGUGCAGGGUGUCGGCAUUCCGCUCUUCACGGUCCUGGAAAUCAUCUCAAUUUGGGUUCUGUCGCUCAUCCUGGCCAUCCCGGAGGCCAUCGUCUUCGACAUGGUCAGCUUCAACUACAGGAACGAAACCCUCCGCACCUGCAUGCUUUACCCCAAAUCAGACUUCAUGAUGUUCUACAAGGAAGCAAAGGACUGGUGGUUGUUUGGCUUCUACUUCUGCGUCCCGCUGACCUGCACCGCCAUCUUCUACACCUUGAUGACCUACGAAAUGCUCAACCACAGGAACGGCAGCCUACGCAUCGCCCUUACCGAGCACCUCAAACAGAGAAGGGAAGUGGCCAAAGCAGUCUUCUGUCUCGUCCUCAUAUUCGCCCUCUGCUGGUUCCCACUUCACCUCAGCAGGAUCCUGAAGAAGACCAUCUAUUCCCAGAACGACGAGAUGCGCUGCGAUCUGCUCAACUUCCUUUUGGUCAUGGAUUACCUCAGCAUCAACCUGGCAACCGUCAACUCCUGCAUCAAUCCCAUUAUCCUCUACUUUGUCAGCAAAAAGUUCAAAAACUGCUUUAAGACGUGCUUGUGUUGCUGGUGCUACUCGGACAGCCAGCUGAGCAGCGUCGGGCCCAUGAACGGCACCAGCAUCCAGUGUAAGAGCCCCGAACCCAACAAUGUGCUCACCGACCGCAGCCUCAGGAAAGACAGCGACUGAACCCUCACCGCACGGACUCUUUCCAACCACUUCAGUCGCCGCAGCUAGCCUCACCCUAAAAUGCACGCAUUAAUAUGACACCUUUUGUUUUUUUAUCAACAGAAACACACUUAGGAACCUACUGAAGCCAGGAAAUAAGGUUGAAAAGGAAGUGGACUGAGCUGGGGGGUGGGGGAGGAUGCAGCUAAACUGUGAAUUACUGUCAAUGAGUAGCACCCCCGUCAUGAUUCCAGUAAACGGCGGUGGUAGCAGCAGCGCUACUGGGAAGGAAAAAGCAGACAAGCGGCUGUCAAAGGGAAUGAUGGGAGGCCAGCACUGGCACCGAUCCCGUGUGCUGGGAAACAGGAAAGAGACCAUACAUUUCCCAUUGAACACAGCUGUGGGUGUACUCAUUACUCAUUGAUUUAGUGUCCUUGUGUCGGAACGUUUUGCCUUGAAUGGUCUCACGUUUUACAAGUCAUUGGUGUAAACCAGGGUUUCCCCAAACCGAGGGUCAGCGCCCAAAAUGGGCGACUGUGGGUGAGGAGUGGUGAACUUAAGUUGGAAAUUGCUUCAAGCUGUUGCUAAAUGUUAUCUCAGCUCAUUCGCAUCAGGUGAUUGCAUGCAGAAUGCUGGUGCCAACAACUCUUACAGUGGUUUGUACAGAGAAAUACAGUACAGUGGAACCUUGGUUAGCGUCAUUAAUUCGUUCCAGAAGGUAUGACUGGAACGCUAACCAAAUCAAUUUUUCCCAUAAGAAAUAAUGCAAAUCCAAUUAAUCCAUUCCAGAGAGCCACAAAUGUUAACACACAACACAUUUUUAUAGUUUUACAAUUACAGUUUGACAUGCAGAAAACUAUUCUAAAUGCAUAUAAACGAUGAAUGGAAGGGAUAAAUGAACAUUUAAGGUUACUUUUACCUUCACUGAAGACAUGAUUGUCAUGACUGUCCCCAAAGACACGAUGUGGCGGCGAGACACCUCACAGACACCACCUUCCUGUUUUGACACGAGUUGUUUCUUGAAUUCAAUAGUGUAAUCAAUAGUUCACCUCAAGACUUUAACCCAAAAUGGAGCCAAAGAAUGUUGCAAGUGCCAGCAUUUUGAUGAAGAAGGUGAGAAACACUGUUGAAUUUGACAAAUAACUUUUGACAAAACAGGAAGAUGGUAUCCGUGUGUUGUCUCGCUGCCAGAUCGUGUCUUUGGGAACAGUCACAUCAUCAAUGAAAAUAAAAGUAACUUAAAUGUUUAUGUAUCCCUUUCAUUACUCAUUUAUAUAUAUAUAUAUAUAUAUAUAUAUAUAUAUAUAUAAUUGUUUUAUAUGUGCAUAACUAGAAUUAAAAAACUAUACAAACAUGUUUUGUGUUAACAUUUGAGAGUCAGCCGCUGAUGACAUCAUAGAUGGGCGACGUAACUUCCGGUUGCCAUUUUGUUUAGCUAGCUAAUAGGAUGCUACCAAGGAAGGAUGUUUUCUGAUUUAAAAAAAUAUAUUAACAAUUCAGAUGGACUCGAGCAGUGCAUUAAUAACACAACAAGACACGCACUAUAUUUUACGCUAACCGGAGAAUUAACGCAAACAGAGGCAAAAUUGUGGCAUAAGUUUUCAACGUUAACUAAAAAACACGCUAACCACGUACUCUAUUAUUUAAAAUGAAAAAAAAUCAGUUUAAAGACAUACGAUUUUUUGGAAGUGCGAUUUUUGGCUUUCCCCAAAUUGUUGCGUCAUGGAGAACAUUUGCGGUUGACCAUGAUGCAGUAACAUCCCGACACACAUCUGAACGUUCAUUGGCCACACUAAUUACGUAUGUGGGGUGGACGUAGGAGUCCGCAAGUGCGACGUACAAAAAAAUAGGCAUUUUGCCCAAGCCUGACACCAGCAAAACAAAACGUACGAAAGAUACACGUUGGCUGUACGGACGACGCAUGAAGACGUACAAAGUGUGCAAAUUUGUUUUGCAACCUGUAAAAAAACGGAAGCGGCCGUAGAGUUUGACAUGAAAAAGAACCUCUGCAGCCGUUUCUUGCGUUUUAUUCGAGUUUUGCAACCUAGGCUUUAGGGGAGGCCUGACAAAUUAAAAUCAUCUGUUUUUAUCAUUAGUUAAUGGACAUUAUAGGGCAAUACAUGAUGUAUUUUACUGUCAAUUCUCAAAUUAGAGCCAGGGCAUUUACUUUGCUGAAGCGCAAAAAGGCAAUAAUUGUAGAGAGUCUAUUUCCUAAAUGUGAGUCAUUAUAAAAUGUAUUUCAUAUAGUUCAUUUUUAGAGAGAGAAAGGGAAAAGGAAAACGUAGCUGUCUUUGACCACAUGGUCAUUUAUUAACAAGCGUACUGAUAACACAGCAGUAACACAACCAAUGUUGGAAUAGCGGUGAGGUGCAAACUGCUCAGUCAGAAUUAAUAGCGCCGAUGAGUUCAUUGUAAACAACAACACACAUGAGUUUUUCGCCAAUAACGGAUAUUUUUAAGGGCAUGCAGAGCUAGAUAAAGCUUUUGGAUGCUGACCACCCAUGAUACUUCACAUGCAGCUACUGCCAUCAUGUGGAGUUAAUUGAAAAAACAAACAAAAAAACAGCGACACCGUUUCUUGACCUAGCGCUAACUCGAGAGGCUGGCGGUUAUUUGGUUUUGUAGACCACACAUCUGAUGACUACAGUUAGAUUGAAUAAUUAAGCGGUGCAUUUAUGGUCAUAACUUUUGAGCUCUGGCCUGAAAAUGUUUGGGGAAACCCUGACGUUCAUAAUCACGUCAAAGAAAAACUAAACAUUACAAAUAGGAACGCUUUAAAUCGCCCAUUUAGCUUUUUGUCUCGCCAUAACAAUGGGAAUUUUGCCGCACAUUGACAUUUAUGCAAGCAUAAUCCUAUAUCCACUUUCAUAAAGUGUUUUCUUUUUGCAGUAAUUGUUAGUAUUACUCAGACUAGUUUCACUGUGUACUGACUGACAGGCGGAUUAAAAGUACGAUGGAUACAACAGCCUGCAGCUGGAAUAGCUACCGUACUUAAAAAAAUACAAUAAAAUAAAAUAAAAGUCAAUAUUCACAUUAAUACACCAUGAAAAUAAAUACAUUUCUUCAUAUUAUUUCUAUUUUAUUCUGUUUUGUGACUGAUCACAUUAUUUUAUCCAUUACUAUUUAUCCAAAAUGACUUAUUUUUACAGAAAAGUGGAUUGCUGAACAUGAAGCUAAAGUUAGCAUCGUGCUAACAUAGCUUAGUCCAGGGGUGUCCAAACUAUUUCCAGCGAGGGCCACAUAGUGCAAAAUCAAAGAAUGCGAGGGCCACUUUGAUAUCUUUUUUUAAAGCUACCUAUGCAGAUAUGCUAAAAAGUUCUCCUUUUUUCCCAGGUUUGCUGUUGUUUUUUUCCCCCAAAUAUUAAAAUUUUCUUCUUAAAUUCUCUUUUCGGAAUAUUAUAAGCUUAUUUCCAUAAUAGUUUUACUUUAUUCCCAUAAUAUUACAACUUUCCCACCUAAUUUUCCAAAAAUUACAACUUCAUUUUGUUUAGUUUCACAUAUGACGACUUUCACAAACGAAAGUAUUUUUAUUUAAUAUUUCAACUUUGUGAUAGUAAAAUAACGUUAUUUUUCCGCACAAUACUGCAAGUUUAUUCUCAGAAAAUUGCAACUUUUUUCUCUUCAUAGUUUGACUGGAUUCUUGUAAAAACUCAGUUUUUAUUUAAUUUCUGCUGCUGCUUUUUCUUAAUUUCCCAACUAUUUCAACUUCUGGUAAAUUUUCUUCUAAAAGAAUAUGACUUUAUUACCAUCAUAUUUUACAUUUAUACCCAUAAUAUGACAACUUCCUUCCUCCAAUUUUCCCAAAAUGAUCGCUUUAUUAGUUGUUCUGUUUGUUUCUCAUAUAAUGACUAUAAAAAAGUGUUAACAUUUCAACUUUAUGAUCCUAUCUUUUUUUUAAUUUUUCCUGUAAUAUUACAUUAUGAUCGUAAAAUUACAACUUUUCUCAUUAGAUUACAACUUUUUUCUCUUAAUAUUUUGACUUCAUUCUCAUAAAAUUACAGCAGUUUUUUUUAAAAAACAUUUUCCAAUUAUUUAAACUUUCUUCUUGUACAUUUUCUUCUCAUGUCAUUAUGACUUUAUUCUCGUAACAUAUUUUUUUCUGCAACCUAAUUUCCCAAAAUUUACAACUUUUUGUUGUUUCGUUUCUCAUGAUAUUCCAACUUUAAAAAUCGAAUAUCUUUUCCUUUAAUGUUUAAACUUUGUUACUUUUCCAUCACAGUAUUGUGAGUUCAUUCUUGUAAAAUUGCGACUUUUUUUUCUCGUUAGAAUAAGACUUUUUCUCUUACUGUUUUACUUGAUUGUAAAUUUGCACCUGUUUUUAUUUCAUUUCUGCUGCAUUUAAAAAAAAAUCCAACUAUUAUAACUUUCUUCUUGUAAAUUUUCUUCUCAUAAUUAUGACUUUAUUCCCAUAAUAGUUUUAAUUUUCACAUGUUCGUAACAUUAUGUUUCCCACAAACUAAUUUUCCAAAAAUUACAACUUAUUUUAUAUUAGGACUUGAAAAAAACUAACAUCUUUUUCUUUCAUGUUUCAAUUUUAUGAUACUAAAAAUGAGGUUAUAUUUCCUCGUAAUAUUACGUUAUACAUGUAAAAUUACAACUUUUUUCUCUUAAGAUUUUGACUUGAUUUCUGUAAAAUGAUUUCAGAUUUUUCCAUUUUUGCUAUUUCUUGUUAAAUUACAUUCUUAGAAUGUGCCGUGGGCUGCAAACGACCCAUGAGCCGCCCUUUGGACACCCCUGCCUUUGUCGAAUGGCUUUGUUCAUAUGUACUAAAACAUAAAAACGCAUAAUUUGCUUUCAAAAAUAUAUAUUUUUGUCUGUGUUUCUAUCAAGUCAUUACCUAAACAAACAAUGCAAACUAGGUCCAAUGUGUCUAUUUCUUGCCAUGUAUUCCCUCCAAAAAGAACUAUACUGCCUUAUACAGUAGUAUUUGAUGUGUGGCUGUGUUUGUUUGAAUGUGAGCACGUUUUUAAGGGUUCAGCUGGAGUGUUUUGCACGUGUGUACAGGCUAAAUAUGCCCAGAAUAUUCCGAAAGUUCUGUCAGAUUGUUGUCCUUGCUGACAUGACGUUAGCGCUGCUUCUUAUCAUAAUAAAUAUAUGUCCAGUGCAAGUUUAUUUCCACCGUGCUGCUAAUGUGGCUUCCUUGGGGAAGUGGGAGGAGGCGGCCCCAUGUGCUUCCCUUCGGCAUCUGUGAGAAAACGACGUCUGGGAAUGAUUUUGCACAGCACUGCGACCUGCUGAGCCCUGUGAUCCCAGCAACCCCCUAAGGCUUCCUGAUCUCCAUCCAUAGAGGAUGUGAGGCACUCGCUCUCUCGCUCGCUCACUUGCUUGCUUGAUGAUGGGAAUUUGACACGCACAACUCAACAGUCGUGUGUGUUGCCAACAGAGGAUCAAUGGAAGCUUGAGAUGUCAUGAUUUAGUCCUUUCACACGGCAGGAAUGUGUGCUGUUUUUUUCAGUAACAAGACAAGAAUGAUCUGAAAAAUGAUUCUCAAAAUCAAGGGAGUAUUAGGACAACAUGGAACUAAGUUGUAAUGUUAGAACAACAAAGACAACAAAAAUAUUUGUAGGUAUACGUGUUGGCUUGUAAUAUUACUGUGUGCAGUGGAGCCUUGGUUAGAAUCAUGAAUUCCUUCCAGAAGGACUCUAACCAAAGCGGACACUAACUGAAUUCAUUUUGGUCAUAAAAAAUAAUGUCAAUUAGGCCUGUUACAAUAAAAAUAAACUAUAUUAUUGUCAACAUUAUUUUGAGACCAUUUUUUCAUUAAUGUAACGAUAAUAUAUGGCAUAAUAAUGCAAGUACACCGUAUCAAAAGCAAUAAACUUAAAUUUAAGAGUAUUUAACAUUGUAAUUGGAAAGUCAAGACCUUUGAAAUAAAAAUAAACAUCAUAAAUUAACCAAACCAAAAAACAAUGAAAAAUCAACAGACUCAGUCUCAUUUAGUAAAAAUUGUAGUUAAAUAAAAAUCACAAUCACAACCAAAAACAAACACAAAAAACACACUUCAAUAAUAACCACACACACACACACAACAAUAAAAUCAAAAAAUAAAAUAGAGUAUCAAGUCUCUGUAAACAGAAUUGCACUUCAAGAAAUAAUGAACAUCCAUCCUUCCAUUUUCUAUGUUGCUUAUCCUCAUUAGGGUCGUGGGGGCAUGCUGGGGCCUAUCCUAGCUGACUUCGGGCGAGAGGCGGGUUACACCCUGGACUGGUCGCCAGCCAAUCACAGGGCACAUAUAGACAAACAACCAUUCACUCUCACAUUCAUACCUAAUUUAGAGUCGCCAAUUACCUAACAUCCAGUCUGUUUGGUAGAGAGAGGAGGAAAACAAACACGCAUGCACAUGUCAAUAUAUCGAGACCGGCAAAAUUGUUGUGUUCUUUUUUAUUUAUUGCACAUUCAAUUGAUUAUUUAUUGAUUACACAAAAAUGUUAACACAAAACACAUUUUUAUAGUCUUACGAUUACAGUUUUACAUGCACAAAACAAUUGUAAAGGCAUAUAAACACAUAAAUGAUGACUGAAAGGGAUAAAUGAACAUUCAAGGUUACUUUUACUUUCACUGAAGUCGUGAUUCUUGACGUGACUGCUCCCAAAGACACAAUCAUUCAGAUCUUUUAAAUUUCAAUUCCUAGUUUCAAUGCCCUGUCUGCCGACCGUAAAAAUAUCCGCGAACACCAACAAAGACGAGCGCAUCGAGCGCCUUUUUUCAUUUUUAUGCAGAUGAUACAGUCAUCUAUUGUUCCUCUCUUUCAAUUGACCAAGCCUUCAAUUUCUUACAGUCUGCAUUUGAUGCUGUUCAGUCACAUCUAAAUCAGCUAAGGCUAAUGUUAAAUGCAGACAAAUCUAAAGUUAUGGUUUUUGCAAAUGGAAAACAGCUACCUUCUCAGCUCCCUAAAACCAAAACGAAGGUAAAGAAAUUCAGAUGGUCUCAUCGUAAAAGUACUUAGGCAUUAUUAUCAAUCAAAUUUUUUUCCUACAUAUUGUCUUACAAAUUUGUCAUAACAUAUUGAGCAUCCAUCCAUCCAUCCAUCCAUCUUCUACCGCUUAUCCGAGAUCGGGUCGCGAGGGCAGCAGCCUAAGCUGGGAGGCCCAGAUUUUCCUCUCCCCGGUCACUUCGUCCAGCUCCUCCCGGCGGAUCCCGAGGCGUUCCCAGGCCAGUUGGGAAACAUAGUCUCUCCAACGUGUCCUGGGUCUUCCCCGAGGCCUUCUACCGGUCGGACUUGCCGUGAACACCUCCCCAGGGAGGUGUCCGGGAGGCAUCCUGACCAGAUGCCCAAGCCACCUCCUCUGGCUCCUCUCAAUGCGGAGGAGUAGCGGUUCUACUCCCGAGUCUCUCCCGGAUGACCCUUAUCUUUUAUCUCUAAGGGAGAGCCCAGCCACCCUACACAGAAAACUCAUUUCGGCCGCUUGUACCCGCGAUCUUGUCCUUUCGGUCACUACCCAAAGCUCAUGACCAUAGGUGAGGGUAGGAACGUAGAGCGACCGGUAAAUUGAGAGCUUUGUCUUUCGGCUUAGCUCUCUCUUCACCACAACAGACCGAUGUAGAGUCAGCAUCACUGCAGAUGCCGCACCAAUUCACUUGUUGAUCUCGCGUUCCAUCCUUCCCUCACUUGUGAACAAGACCCCGAGGUACCUAAACUCCUCCACUUGGGGCAGGAUAUUGAGCAUAUCAUCACAUAUUGAGCAUCUUGCAUGUAAACUGAAGCUAAAAGUUGUUUUUUUCUUCAGAAAUAAAUCCUGCUUCUCAGUUUAUACAAGGAAGCCUUUAAUUUCUGCACUUUCUUACCUUUGCUGGAUUAUGGUGACCUCCUCUGUUCUGUUCUGCUCUGCUCUGUGUGUGCACUCGCUAGCUCCCUGCCUCUCCCCGCUGGGACAAAGAGACUGAAUGACUGAAAGGAAGAAGAGAUUCACGCACUCCAUUCAUUCCGCUAUAGAACCUAUAGAACCUAUAGAACCUAUAGAACACGCCCAGGUGUUGAGACAGACCUACAGCGUGAACGGUCUUGUCAUCCAGCCUGUUUGGUAGAGAGAGUGGAGGAAAACAAACACGCAUGCACAUGCCAAUAUAUCGAGACUGGCAAAAUUGUCGUGUUCGUUUUUAUUUAUCACACAGUUAAUAAAAAAAAAAGAAAAAAAGCUUGACACUGUUUACUCUCUGCUAUAUGCUUCAUAACUGGCUGUGGCAAUGGUGUUCACCAUUGUACAUUGCAUGCUGCAGCUGAGUUUCCAUCCCUGUACGUUCGCAGGUGGACUCACUGGUUGACUUUCAUUUAUAAGUGUAUUCUUGGGCUCCUACCAUCUUACCUCUGUACAUACUGUACAUGCAUAAAUGCCAACAGCGGUAUGUUCUGUGCUCUCAGAAAAACGUACUGAUGGUUGUUCCUAGAGCCAGAACAGAGCUAGGUAAGACAGCAUUCCGGUACGCUGCACCCUUUUCAUGGAAUGUUCUGCAAAAUGACAAACUUAUCUCAACUUGUUGCGUUAGGAGAAUUUAAGGCUAUUUUUAAAGAGGCUUGGUCAAUGUAACUGUUUUUAAAUUGUUGAAACUGUUGAUUGUUCACUGUAAAUGUAUGUUGGGAAUGUCUUUUCAGAAAUGUUGUGUUAUGCUGCCAUCUUGGCCAUGUCACUCUUGUAAAAGAGAUUUUUUAUCUCAAAGGGGCUUAUCUGGUUAAAUAAAGGAUGAAUGAAAACGAAGCCGGCGAGCACCAGUGAAGAAAAAGCGGCUACAAAGUUUGGCCUAACUUCAUAAAAAAAAAAAAAAAAAAAAAAGAGCAGUUGGCUCAGUGCAACAUAUGCAACAUAAAACAAUGCAGUCAGAAUCAGGGAAGUCAAACAAUAAUUGACAUCUGUCUCAUGCCAAUGUAACCCAGGCUUUCAGGAUGCCUGCUGAUGUGGAAGUUUGGUGUAAAGGAUGGGAGCCACGACACAGCGCAUCUCAUUUAGCAAAAGAGACCUUCAACACACACAACACACUUCUGGUCUUCAAAAUAAGAGAGCUUUGCACUACAUCCUGUUUACUUGUGGUGACCAAAAUAAGGGUGUCAUAAAAGAUACACCAACACCAACAUUGAGGCAGCAAAGUAUACUAGUGCUAAUAUGGUAGCUCAAGACUCACAGCUCAUAGACAAAGCUUUUACAAGUUGUUUGAUAUUCUACACCCAGGUCAGUGCAUGUUUAAGUGCC
Molecule: messenger RNA, 11238 nt
Organism: Dunckerocampus dactyliophorus (ringed pipefish)
Lineage: Eukaryota; Metazoa; Chordata; Actinopteri; Syngnathiformes; Syngnathidae
Gene: ednraa
Product: endothelin receptor type Aa
Exons: 8
Coding region: 752-2077 (441 amino acids)
Biological process (GO): vasoconstriction; regulation of blood pressure; enteric nervous system development
Cellular component (GO): membrane
Molecular function (GO): endothelin receptor activity
Source: RefSeq, a predicted model, not a curated record